This is a messenger RNA of Uncinocarpus reesii 1704, 1647 nucleotides long. RefSeq lists its product as uncharacterized. The coding region runs from base 1 to 1647 and encodes 548 amino acids. The transcript has 2 exons. Lineage: Eukaryota; Fungi; Ascomycota; Eurotiomycetes; Onygenales; Onygenaceae. The record is from RefSeq and is a predicted model, not a curated record.
AUGCCCAGCUCUACGCGGCCCAAGUCACCACCCGAGGGGAAUCCGAAUGGUGUGAUGACUAGUGCAGAUAUCUUGCACAAUCGCUCCAAAAGCCAUUCCCCUCCUCCUAAGCCGGAAUCUUCCGGGGGUAGAAUGGGAGUGUCAACUCACUUGGAUACCGAAAGGCCGUCGAAUGCCGAGACUUCACCCCCAACGAAAAUGAAAUCAAUAUUUCCGCUUUAUGAUCCGAAUGUAUCACUUGAGAAACAGAAAUAUUAUCCCCGCCGCUCGUCGUCCCUACCACAGAUUAUAAUCCCCAAGACUAGCCCAUCGAUCCCGUUUAUUCCGAGCCUUCCUAUCAACCGAGUACAACAACAAAAUGAGCGCGUUUCCUUUUCGUCAAUAGAUGCUCUUGCCCGAUUGUGGGAAGCCACCAAUGGUGAACUAUCCCAAGCCAGUUUGGGCAUUUUUCAUCUGCAAAUGCGGAAGGUCGAUGCAUUCACUUUCAUGUUUGGAACACAAUCCACGCCAUUCUACACUCUUCGAACGAACCCUAUGCAUGAUAUUGAGGUUCACAGAACUCAUCCCAGUAAACCAAACACCAAAUCUCCGGUUGUGACCUUGAAUAUUGGCGAUAUUAGCCGGGCAGGACCCGUUGGGGUAGCACUCUCUUUAUUUCCCAAACUCGCAGAAAUUAUAACGAGAGAAGAAGCUCUGGGAGUAGCACUGAAAUAUCAGCUGGCGCCUCAUCAUGCAAUGGAAAUAGAGAGCGACGCCCUGAGGAGGUCCGAAGCCCAGAAUUCCUGCAUUCUUGAAUUACGCCCAGGGCAAACCAAGUAUAAUGUUUAUCACGCAGCGUUGGCUGGAUGUGACAUUACUUCAGCAGCUGAAUUUGCCUCACAGCCUCGAAAUGAGCAAUCCGGACUACUCCAUGCAUCGGUUUUAACUUCUUUGCCUAAUACCAUCGCCACACGCCAAUAUCCUAAGAUUCAGAUUGCAGCUUCUAGCCCCGACACAAACAACAAAUUUUUAAUUGCUUUAGACUUGGAGACUAUGGCAUUAUCCAUAGAUACUAAACAAAUACUCUCAGCCAUUCCAUCUUUUUACGCUGUCGACGCCAUGGUUGCUGCGAUUCUCAUUAUUGUGGUUUCGAACGAAGUUUCAAGACCCAUCUUAGCGGGUAUGAGCAUGCAGUCACCGAAGCUAUCUGCACGGCCAGAUUCCCAUCGGACAGAUUCUCUAACAUUGGAAGUUCCUAUCGGCAAAGCAGGCAAGGUGUUCAUUGCCACCCAGGCCGAGCGCGAGGAGAUUGAAGAAGCUGCAUUAAUGGAACAAAUCCGCUCUCAACCUAGAAUCCAAGCCAAAACUAGAUUUUCUCUGAUGAGUAUCCUUCCCGGGAGAAAGGACGAGCCCGCGGGCGCAAAGAGCAAGAAAAAGAAUAAAAAGAAAUCGAAACCAGUUGCAGUCGAAGAUAUUGAUCUCGAGCAAUAUGGUGAAUAUAAACAACAUACCCACGAUAAGCAGAAGCUCCCUAGGCCAACAAGGGUACUGCUGAAGAGUAUAUCUUGGGGCUUUUCAGCCAUUGUCUGGGCAUUAACAAUAAUAGUGAAGUUUGUGACAUACAUGGUGAUUACUAUGACAAAAUGUCUGGCACGUGAGAAGGUUUGA